CCCUAGUCUGCAAGUCGCGUUUGUCCCAACAGGAGGAGCGCACCACAUUCUUGUGUGUGCAAGUAUGGAUAAGUAUACAGUUUGUGCAUUGGUUUUAGCACUCGGUGCAUUUCUGCAAUUUAAUACAGCUGACACUCAGGAUUCUCCAAGUAAUUUAACAGCGAUUCUCCCGAAACCGGGCCAAUGCCCUCGCCUUCUUAAAGUUGUGCCAUCACAUAAAGGGUGUGCGUGUGAUGACGACUGUCCCGAGGACCACAAGUGUUGCGUCUUUGACUGUGGAACUGUCUGCGUCCCCCCUUCUUUCAAAAAGCCAGGAGUGUGUCCUCGUAGAAACUGGGGCUCUGGGAUGUGUGCCGAGUUUUGCUCUGACGAUAGUGACUGUCCCAAUGAGGAGAAAUGCUGCCACAACGGAUGCGGACAUGAGUGCGUUGCACCUUACAAAGUGAAGCCAGGUCGCUGCGCUCUGCCUCAAGGAACUCCCAUGUGUGCAGAAUACUGCUACCAUGACGGUCAGUGUCCAGGGGUGCAAAAAUGCUGCCGGACAACCUGUGGUCAUGCCUGCAGUGAGCCAUGUUGAAUGCACAACAAUUAACUUCAUGAUAAAAAUGCAGAUGGAGCCCGGAGAAUGGGCGUUUUAUUAUUUUAGUUUUUUUUUUUCUUCAAAAUAUGUUGAGGUAGGUCCUUAGAUAACCAGCCACCCUACAUAGAAAAUAUGGUUAUAAAGAUAAUUCACAUUUUGACAUUUCAUUCUCAUCAUUUCUUAUCUGAUAUUUGAAAAAUAAUGAAUAAAUCUGUUAUGAGAAAU
Molecule: messenger RNA, 805 nt
Organism: Syngnathus acus (greater pipefish)
Lineage: Eukaryota; Metazoa; Chordata; Actinopteri; Syngnathiformes; Syngnathidae
Gene: wfdc2
Product: WAP four-disulfide core domain 2
Exons: 4
Coding region: 65-577 (170 amino acids)
Biological process (GO): innate immune response; antibacterial humoral response
Cellular component (GO): extracellular region
Molecular function (GO): peptidase inhibitor activity
Source: RefSeq, a predicted model, not a curated record